GGAGGGCAUCGAGGGCCGGGCUGGCGGCUGCUCGUGUGGGUCUCACCUCCCGCCCCGCUCUCUCCUGUCCCGCAGCCCCGGCGGCCAGGACCGCUCGGCAGUCGCACCAGGGCCGGGCUGCACCGGCCGCGCCGCAAAUGAAGUGCGAGAACUGCACCAAAAAGGAGUGCAGUAAAAAACAGAAAAAUGAUGAUACGCAAAGUACAUCUGUUGAUGCAUUGAGUUCAGAUGAUGGCUCUGAAGAGAAAAAUGAGUUUGAUACAUUGGCUAAUGCUAAAAUACUCCUUAGCGACUGCCUAGCUUGUGAUAGUUGCAUGACAUUGGAGGAAGGAGCCAGAGUUUUCCAACAGAAUCAGAAGGAGUUCUUUCGUGUUCUCAACCUUAAUAAGAAAUGUGAUACCUCAAAACACAAAGUGUUGGCAGUGUCUCUAUGCCCUCAGUCAUUGCCUUAUUUUGCUGCUAAAUUCAGUCUCUCUGUGAAUGAAGCAGCCAAGAGACUCUGUGGUUUCCUCAAAAGUCUUGGGGUGCAUUAUGUAUUUGACACCACUAUAGCUGCAGAUUUCAGUAUCCUGGAGAGCCAGAGGGAAUUUGUGCAGCGGUACCAACGGAGGAACCAGGAGGAACAUGCCUUACCAAUGUUUGCCUCUGCUUGCCCUGGCUGGAUCCGAUAUGCUGAAAGGGUACUCACCAACCUGGUGACCUCUCACAUUUGCACUGCAAAGUCUCCACAGCAGAUCAUGGGCUCCCUUGUGAAGGGCUACUUUGCCAGGCAGCAGAAUUUGUCUCCUGAUAAAAUUUUCCAUGUAGUUGUGGCACCUUGUUAUGACAAAAAGCUGGAAGCCUUGAGGGAAGAUUUCUACACUGCCUUGUAUAAUUCACCAGAAGUUGAUUGUGUCCUGACAUCAGGUGAAAUUGUCCAAAUAAUGGAACAGAAAAAUGUGUCUAUGAAAGAUGUGGCUGAAGUAGCUGUAGAUAGUUUGUUUGAUGACCUAAAGGAGGGAGAUGUAGUAAGGCAUGAUGGGAAGAGAUCUGAUGGUUACCUGGAGCACAUUUUUAAACAUGCUGCAAAGGAGCUUUUUGGCAUGGAUGUCAAGGAGAUAACCUACAAAGCAUUAAAGAACAAGGACUUUCAAGAAGUUACCCUAGAAAAGGAUGGGGAGACAGUGCUGCGUUUUGCAGCAGCUUAUGGCUUUAGAAAUAUCCAAAACAUGGUCCUGAAGUUGAAAAAAGGAAAGUUUUUCUACCAUUUUGUGGAAGUCCUUGCCUGUCCUGGAGGGUGCCUCAAUGGAAAGGGCCAGGCCCAGACAGAGGAUGGCAAACCAGACAGAGCCCUGCUUGCCCAGAUGGAAGAGGUGUACACCGCGAUUCCCAUCAGGCUGCCAGAAACCAACCUGCACGUCCAGAGGAUGUACCAGGACUGGCUGGAGGGCAUGGACUCCAAGAAGGUCCAGGACACUUUGCACACCACGUACAGUGCAGUAAAUCAAAGCACGAGCAGUUUGGAUAUCAAAUGGUAACGGGUGCAGGUGCAGAGCUGUGCUGAGGCUGCAGGGCAGCGCUGGAACCCUCUGCAAUCGCGGCCACUGGGCACCGGCGAGGGCACAAGGGAGGCUCUGCCCAGCUCGGGACUGUUCUUGGGAAGAACCACUGCUUUGCAAAAGUUCUUGGGAAAAACCAUUGCUUUGCAAAACCAGAGAAGUCUCCAAAAGCCCUGGUUCCUGCCACUGUCAUUUAACUCUUAAUCUUUGUCAUUUCCUGCAUAGAAUGGAUUUCUUCAUUCUAAAGCCUGAUCUUGCAAGGUACAUAAGCCCUUUCUACCAGGGACAGGGAGUGCAAUUCCUGAUCAAGUUACUCCCUGAAGUGAAGGGAUCACUGCAUUAAACAGGCUCCUCCAGGAGGCUGAGAUGAUUUUACUUCUAGGUCUGCAGUCCCUAUCAUCACAGGAGAACAGUCAACAGGAAUUUCAGUAUUGACGCAGUUGGUGUGAAGUAAAUUGGGAUUUACUUACCUUGUUAAGGAAAAUAACCUUUUAAAGGACAAGUGAGUAUACGGAAAGAUGUAAUGAAUUUCUAUAAGCCCUGUAUCCAUAAUUCAGCAAAAAAUACUCAGUUCCAAACUAGCCACCAUUUCUUACUGAUGUAGUGUCACAGAAUGCUUCACAGAAACUGAAUCUGGGAGUGUAAUGCUAAAUGGUUCAUUUGAAAUAGUUCCAAAGAGGUUGGUUGGUACAAGAAGAGAACUUUGUUUCCUUGUAAGUUUUCUGCUAAGCUUGCAGCCAGAAGGAGUGGUGCUGCAUGCUUUGGCUUCUCUCUGAGAGUGGAACAUGCCCAGAUUGUUCUUUCAUUUGUCUCCAUGUUGAAAGACUUGUGCAAAAAAUAACUUCCUGGGGUGCCUCUGAGAAAAAAUACUGAGCAAUGCUUGUGAGCUCAUCAGAGUUACAAUACAUUGGCAUCAUGAAUUUUGAUGCACUUAUUUUUAUAAAUAUGCUAUAGAGGUUCAUUAACAGACAUUGUGAAGUGGUACUGCCGUGCAGCUUGUCUGCAACUUCCCCAGUUGUCAGAGAGUUAAUGAAGAAUGUGAUGGACAAAAGAAAUUAAGACUCCUGCCAGACUAAUUCAGAUUUUCCUGGUAGCAUCAGAUCUGUUCACAAUUAAUGGCUGUUUGAAUCUAGCAAAGUUCUAGCUUUCCUUAUGCAGCCUGAAAGUGUGGAUGAGCUUUUUUAACUAUUUCAUGGCAAUUUGAACGAAUCUUCUUGCAAAUUUCUUCAAUAUUACAACUGCUUGUGUAAGAAAUCCUGCAAAAGUGUUUAAAAUACACAUUUAACCUGGACACAGUGGAAUGGGAUGAAGCAUCAGGGAAGGCAGGGCAAGACCUGGCAUUGGCUAGACCAGGGAGGCUGAAAAGGAGAGAGACAGUGAAGUGUCACCCUGCUGACAAGAAAUAGCCCUCUUAAUGUGAAGCUGUUAAAAAUGGCAGCUUUCCAUUGGACCUCCACCUAAAUAACAAACUAUUGCAUGUGGAGGGAAGUUUCCUUUCAAAAAGUUGAUUAGUGCACUACCUGAAUGCCCACAAUGAGAUUAUGCCCAUGAAUUAUAGAAAUUAGCCUUUGCAAGUUGUUCCUUGUGGUAAGAAUGAUACAUAACGUGGUGCAAUAUCAGAACAUCGACAGAAAUCUACCUCUGUAUGGGAAAGGGAGUCCAGGAGUUCCGGGAAGAGCUGUGUGUAGCUGGAACUGUAAAAAUGUCUGCUACAGAAAGGUGGGGGUGUUGUGUGACAUUUCAGAACAGAUUACUUUCAGAAGCAACAUACACCUCCUUCGGUCUGAUUUUCUUUAUCUGCCGUGAUUUCCUCCAAAAACUCCACCAGAAUAAUGUAAUAAAGUGGUCCUGUUCAGUUUGUAUAGGCCUGUUUCUCUGUAUAUAUGGUUUGUAGCUGGAUGCAUGUUUAAAUUAUAUCGCUGCUGCUCUUUGUACAGUGUGCUUAUUUUUUUAUGUGUGUGUACUGGGUGAAAUGGUACAAAAACAAGAAAUCUUCAGUAAGCUACACAAGAGCUGCCUUGCUGUUCUGAAAGCAGAGCCCUGGACUGUUUGUACAACGUGAUGGAUCCUCCCCAGGGCUGGAUGGCACUUCGGCCAGUGCUUGCCUGCUGCUGUCCCUGUGCUGCUGGGGGAGCCCAGGACUGGGCUGGGCAGUGGCUGAAACAAAUCUGCUCUGCUCCCAGAGCAAGGGAAACCAGUGGCUCAGUGUCUAAAAUGACCUGUUUCAGCUGGAUCCACCAUUCCUUCCCUCUGCUCAAGGGUUUUAACCUAUUGAGGUAGUCACAGUGCAGAGCUGUUAAUGAUUUAUCUUUUUUAAAGACAAGGAAGGCAUCUAACUGAGCUUGCAGUGGCCACACAGAAUGUGUUAUCAUCAGUGACCUAACUAACUGAGACUUGUCUUUUUUAUUUCUUUUUUGGUCAGCUUUUGUUUUAUAAUACUUUAUUUGGCGUAAAAUAUUUUCAUUUUUUAAAGGCCUUUUCUUUAAAGUGCCAGUUUAAAAGGAAAGAUCCAUCCCAUUAAUCUUUCCCCCUUCUUUCACUGAAAUUUUAACAUAUAUCAGAAAACCUUGUUGCAGCUUCAUAUAUAGUGAAGUACUUGCCUAAGGUUUGAUUCUGACUUUUAAAUCUGCAGUUGGAAAGUCCAUUAACAUCGACAAUACGUGUAGUUUGUAGCCACGCUUCUGAAAUUACAGUACCAUUUAAUUCCCUGAUUCCCUAAUAAUUUCUACUGCUACUGUCUUUUCAACAACAGGAAAAGCUCCUGACGUGGCCACAGCCAUAGUGCUUUACCUCUGCCUUGAAUGUUGUGCUGAGACAAGGGGAUUUUUAGAAAAUUAUAAACUGGAGGGAUUGUGGGAAAGGAAUUGGACAUAGUAAAUGAAUUAAUAAAAUUGUCUUGGGAUGUUCUUGACUUGAGCAUGAUAUGCUGGAUUCUUGGGGUUAUGGUUCUUUGCACUGAGAUUGUUCCAGCACGUUUUGAAGUCCCUUUGCCUGGUGCAGGAGGAUUCCCUCAGCCACAGCACCUGUGUGUCCCCUGUGGCCAAGGACCCGAGCAGCCCUGGCUGUGCUGUCCCCCAGAGUAAUGCAGAUACCCAAAUGCAGCACUCUCAGCUGGAUUAUAUCUGGAUGAUGUUCAGUUACCCAAAUUUUGGUGCUUUGUUUUCAAGUGCAGCAUGACCAUGAAUUGUGAAUAAAUCUCAGUGUUCAAUUC
This is a messenger RNA of Pseudopodoces humilis (Tibetan ground-tit), 4749 nucleotides long. It is a transcript of the gene NARF, whose product is annotated as nuclear prelamin A recognition factor. The record is from RefSeq and is a predicted model, not a curated record. Lineage: Eukaryota; Metazoa; Chordata; Aves; Passeriformes; Paridae.